Messenger RNA from Lichtheimia ornata, 1794 nucleotides. RefSeq lists its product as uncharacterized. The transcript is spliced from 7 exons. Gene Ontology annotation, molecular function: FAD binding. The record is from RefSeq and is a predicted model, not a curated record. NCBI's taxonomy places the organism in Eukaryota, Fungi, Mucoromycota, Mucoromycetes, Mucorales, Lichtheimiaceae. The coding region runs from base 1 to 1794 and encodes 597 amino acids.
AUGGAAAACCAACUUUACGACGUCUUUAUUUCAGGUGCUGGACCUGUCGGCCUUUAUUUUGCAUAUCAGAUGCUUAAUAUGGGCCAUUCAGUAUACAUUUGCGAUUACAAGUACGGGCCUACAGAUCAAACACGAGCCAUUGGCAUCACUGCACGUACUAUGGAACAUUUGACAAUGGAUGGUAUUGCACACCAUUUCCUCAAGCGUGCUGUUAUCCUUCAAGGUGCACGAGUUCACAGCAACGGCGAGGCUCUUGGUAAUCUUGAUGCAGCUAUUGGUGGAGCGAGCCUUUACCCACAUGGUACCAUGGUUUCGCAAGACACACAAGAAGAAAUUUUGAUCCAACUUGUCGAGGAACUUGAGCAAGGAACCAUUCGCUGGGGCACAAGACUUAUGGAUUAUGAAGAACACGAGGAUCACGUUGAAGCGACUGUAUGUAAAGAUGAUGGCACCACGUAUACGGUAAAGUCAAAGUACAUGGUGGGCGCCGAUGGAACCCAUAGCGUAGUAAGGAAGCAGUACUCGGGCGCUGAAGAAUGGCGUUAUGAUGGGCAAUCGAUAGCUACACGUUUUGCUCUUGCAGAUGUAACCUUGACAGGCCGUGAUGUUGACAAGGUGAAUAACAACCGUGGAAAUGUGUUUACCCAUCCCGAUGGCAUCUGUGGUUUCAUCCCUCUUCAUGGUCCAAAUUCCAACCUCUUUCGUGUCGCGUGCAACCUUGGUUUUUACGAGCUUUCAGACAAAAAGGAACCAACACACGGCAUUUCUCGCAAUGAAGAAGAAACACUGACUCUUGAAGAUAUGCGUGAUAUCAUAGCCAAGCGUGUUGCCCCUAUGGAGCUGAUCCCAACCAACCCAACCUGGUUAACCAUAUUCCGUAUCAAUGAACGAAAAGCAAAUGGGUAUCGUCGUGGUCGUUUGUUUGUCAUGGGAGAUGCAGCACACUGCCACUCUCCUGUCGGUGGGCAGGGACUUAACUUGGGACUUCAAGAUUCGCACAACCUUGCAUGGAAACUAUCGUUGGUGCUCAAAGGCAAAGCCAAUGAUCCUGAAACCCUGCUCAACUCGUAUUCUAUUGAGCGUGAACCCAUUGCUGAAGGUGUCAUGUCUGCAACCGGUUCUUUGACAAAGGCGGGAAUAUCGAAGCUCAGCUUUAUCCAUAAAUGGAUGGCUUCAUGUGCAUUCUACGCAGUGACAUCCUUUGAACAACUUCAGACAUUUUUGGCAAAACGAAUGAUGGGAUUACACCUUCAAAUCAACCCACAAUCCCCUAUUUUCUUGCCAUCGACUCUUGGUGAAUCUGGUACCUUUAUCCCGAAUACAGACGUCAUGCAACGACGUGUUGUGGACAAUCAAGUGAUUCGCAAAUCAAUGCAUGAAAUUCUUUCAUCCACCCCAAGCUCGAAUCAUGUCCUUAUUUGGGUUGCUUCACGACUACAAAGAUAUAAUGCAUCCUCAUUGUCGCAAGAUUUCUGGAACAAGACACGUAAAUGGCAAGAUGUGACACGUCGCGUGGUGGUCGAAUCGGUUUGGCACGCUCAUCAUUUUGCAGUACCUCCCUAUGCCGCUGAAGACAAGGAUGUGGAUAACAACUUUUGGCUUGAAUCGAACCCCGAAUCGACCGAAUCCCUUUCAACGCACAUUGGAUUAAACGCCUACAUGAAAGAUAACGACCCACCAGCUGCACUUGUUGUGGUUCGACCCGACUCUUACAUCGCAUUCAGCUCGAUCAUCCGAUCAUCUCAAGACAUUGAUACCGCCUUGCAAUCGUUGGAAAGCUAUCUCAUCAAUUAG